Struthio camelus australis is the source of this 1143-nucleotide messenger RNA. The record is from RefSeq and is a predicted model, not a curated record. NCBI's taxonomy places the organism in Eukaryota, Metazoa, Chordata, Aves, Struthioniformes, Struthionidae.
AUGCCUGCUUCCCUGAGGACGCUGGAGCUGAGUCACUGCGAAAUCCCUGCUGCCUGCGACCUCCGCCCGCUCCCCUACCAGAGCAUGCCUGCUUCCCUGAGGACGCUGGAGCUGAGUCACUGCGAAAUCCCUGCUGCCUGGUUCCAGGGCCCUGCCGCGAGCGCCCUGCCCCAGCUGCAGCAUCUCAUCGUCCGGAACGUCCCUGCCUUUUGCGACCAGCAUCUGCUAAACGUCUCCUCCCAGACUCAUCUGAAGACGCUGACCCUGUCUGGGACCUACCGGGUAACAGACGCAGGGAUUCAGAGAGCAGCGGUGUACUUGGGGGGGCUGGAGCGCCUUGUGCUGCGCCACUGCGUCAUUACCGACUCCGCUGUUCGUUUCAUUGGGCGCCAUAUGAAAUGUCUCCGACUGCUGGAGAUCAGCAAUGCUUAUUCCUUGACAAAUGCAGGUUUGGCUUGCCUAGCGACCCUGAAGUGCCUGGAAACGCUCUGCCUUGACCUCUGUGAUAAGUUCUCCCCUGAUGCCAUUGUUGCUUUGUGCCAAGCACUCCCCCAGCUGAGGAAUCUCAAUUUAGAUGGGGCUCAUUUUGAAGAUGAGGCAAUACAUAAAAUUCAGGCGAGUUUGCCUAACUGCAGCUUUUCACAUACUCCUUGAUACAGAUUCUGAAGCAAGAUGUUAACAGUUUAAAGUGGCAGGACGCUCGCCCUUCAUCACCAAGCUUCAAAUGUGCUUUUUUGGGUAAUGAUUUUUUUUUUCCUGGUAACAGUUGUAUGCUCCCACUCAGGCUAAAACAGUGCUGUGAAAAGAGCCAAUUUUCACAUUGCAAAGUCAUGUAAAUAGCUUGGUGAGAACUUGCUUCUGGUGGGAUCCCUCCAUGGAUCAGGCAAAUUGGAAAGUCAGUGAAUACGCAGCUGUUUACGUUUGGGAACCCCAGCAGUGAAUUGACCAAGGGCUGACAGAGGUUUCAGAGAGUGAGCAAGCGAGUGAGCACACGUGUGUGUCCAUAUUUAACCUCUUCCUGUGCCCUGUUUCACCCCUGUGCUGAGCAUCAGGCAGCAGUUCAACCAGCACAGAAUUCAAGAGAUGAAGUGAGAUGCCCUACUGCCCCCCACCAAAAACAAACUACCAAAAAAAAAAAAAAAA